AAAAACAGGAAGUAUCACGUUUCAGAUGUGCCAGUAACGGUUGAAUCGAUUAUCUUAUACAGCUAUCGCUAAAACACAAGGACGUCAUGUUAUGGAUUUUAUUUUUCCCAUGUAACAAUAGUGUAGCACGUUUUAAGAUCGGUUACAAUAGUUAACUUGCGGCGUCCCGUGAAUUAUGAAGAUACAAUCACCUUCAAAGCCAAAAUAUUUCCCAACAUUACUUGUGGAAGUUUCUGUCUCGUAGCAGAAAUGGAUGUGAUCAGUCUCAGCUCCGAGAGCAAUGACUCUGAUGUGGAAAUCAUCGGCUCCUUCUCUAACGUUAUGACCAAAGGUGAUCCACUGCCCCUCACAGCAGUGCGAGUUGACGUUGAUGCCGUCAACGUCAACGUUCCAACGCUUUAUAUUGACCUCACAAACCCUAGAUGGACUCUUCCAGGGCUGAAGAAUUGCAAAAGACAAAAUUCCAGUGUCUUGACAUUGGUUGACUUGACUGAGACCAAGAUAGAAAAUGGGACAAAUCAGGAAACAGAGAAUUUGCCACCAAAUUACUCUCAAGUGAAACAAGCACAAACAACAAAUAACAAUCCAACUUCAAACAAACAAGAUUUAAAGUCACAGAAAAGCUCUUCAAGAGACCCAACUGAUGUUGCACUACAGCAGGACUGUGGUAAUUCAAAGCUAAAGCAGAGACGUUUGGAUUCUCAAACACAACACCAAAAGGAGAAGGUUAAAGCACGUCUUCCUGCAGCAAUUGUAAAAUUAAGACGAUUGCCUUUUCUUGACAGUCAUUGCGCAGAACUGAAGAAGUCAAGGUGUUUUGUCUAUUUAAACAAAGAUGGUACACAAAUGUCGCUGCACUCUAGUCAACCAGACAGUAACAGUGAAGCACCACAAUGCAUUAGUAAUUUGAGUAGAACUACCACGGCAAAUGGUCCUCACAUGGAUCACCCACUGGAUGAGUCUUCUCCUAAGGUGGUUGAAUCUUCUGUUAGACAGGAAGAACAAGAGAACAGUAAUGAAUUUACAAACGCACAGUUAAAUGCUAAAAUAUCUCCGCAUCUAAGGAGCCCGCCGGACUCUCCUUUCUCAGAUAAAGAGGUCUCUGUUGCAACCUCAAAGACGCACAUCACUUGUGAAGAAGAGAGAGAUGACUUUUGCUUAUCCACGCUCAGGCCCUCUCCAACGUCACCUUCUUCAUCUCAAGUUGAAGCACAGGGUUCUUUACAUAAAGAAGUCAUCUGCUCCAAACUUGAACAACUGGAAUUGGACAAGGCAGUUGUCUCUGAUCACUCGUUUUCCUACUCUCCUACCACUGGACCAAACCCUUCUGAGACUUUUGGCCUAGACUCUAUGUCCCACCAAGUCAACACAACACCCACUUCUGAGCAUACACUAGCGGAGAGUACAUCUAAAUGGCAAUUGGAGGUGGUUAAGGCUCAUGAGCCGUCAAACAACUCUGAGUUUUUCUUUUUCCCUAGUGAACCUCCUUUGUCAACUGAGAGCAUGGAUGACAAAUCUGGGGCCGGGACAGACGGAGGUGAGCUGGGCGUUGACAGCCCAGUGUCUUUUCUCUGGCAAGAGGGGAGUGAUGGAGACGAAGACAACAAAGAGAGCAGAUUUGAUAUAGACUUCAGGGCGGCCAGUAGGGAGGACAGGCAAUUUGUGUGCCCAGUUACACUCAGGAAAAUAAUGUCUGGAACAGCUCAAGCCCUGUUUGAUGGGGAAGAUGACGAUUUUGGGACUCCAGAGAUGCUUUGCCGUCAGAGCCUGAGCCUGGUGUACAGUACCAUUGAUGAGAAUUACCCAGAAGGCACUUUGGAGCUUUUGUCUGACCUGCUACAGCCUGGUUACUAUCCCCCCAGAGAUAUCACCUCCCACCUGCUGCAUGGCAUUCUGCUCAACCCGCAGUGUCCUUAUCACCUGUGUGUGCAAGCUUUUAAUCUACUAAUGAGGACACAGAGACUCCACGUGGCUGAUAAAACCACAGUUCCAUGGGACUGGGAGUUGUUGACCUCGAUCAUGUUAAAUCAGGACCCUACAAAGAAACAUCGAUGUGAGGUUGUGCGAAUGCUCUUGGACUAUGUCGUAAAGACUUUGGAGGAUGACUUCCAGGCCCAGCGCUCUAUCUCUACCCUCCACCACUCCAUUGCCAAGGCAACAUUGUCGUGUGAUCAGCAGUUUCCUCAUGUCAGGGACGUUAUCAAGUGGCUCUUUUCUGCCAUUAUAAAAUCAACAGAGCAUGGAGAGAGUAAAGAAGCAGCCAGAGAGAGAGAUGAACAAAUUAGAAUGGUGUCCAUCUUCCAGAGGAUGCUGUUCUUGGCUCUGGAGGUGGACCGUUCUCCAGCUCUAAACUCUGCCAAGCUAUCCCAGGAGCUCUUCCACAUGCUCAUCAGCGAUAUACCUCUACGAGCACACAGGAUGUUGUUACUGGAGAGCCUGCAGAGCAUGCUGCUGAGAUGUAAGCUGUUGGAACAUCUGUUAGAUUAUGCAUGCCCACUGAAAAUCUCUCUGCCCAUGUCGCUCAGUCUUCUGCUUCACUUUUUGAAGAACUGCACUCUGGCACCAGACCCUUCGGAUGGUACUGAAAAGUGGCAGAAGUGGGAGGAGUUGGUCCAUCUUCUCUGGAUGUUGCUGCUCAGCUACAACAAAGCGAUGAAAGGCUAUCUCUGUAACUCCGUCUCUGAACAAAGAGGUGGAAUCGCCAACUUGGUCUACAAGCCAGAUGAUAAGGUAUCUAAGCCUGCCAUUUGUGAAGCAGUGGAGGCAUUUCUGUCCAGAUCCCAGGCUGACCUCGGCCAAGCCUUACCUCUCCAUGUGGAAGAGUCCCUCACUUAUCUACAGGAUCAUCUGCUAGAUGUCUGUCAGUGUUGAAUGGAGAAAAAAAAACUUUUCUUGGAUGAAGAAAGCAUUAGUUAUAAGGCAUUCUACAAAUUAUAUUUAUAUUUUUGUAUGAGUUGACUUGGUAAAGUUCUGAGUUUGUGAAAAUAAAGUCCAUUGUGGGGUCCAGUGGACUUUAACAAUAUUGACAUUUGGCUUCUCUUAAUUAUUUAAGCCGUCAAAGGGCCUCCAUGAGGACCACAAUGGAAAUAAGCCUUUGGGAUUUAUUGUAUUCUUGUCUCUGUUGUUGCUGUUUUUAAUGUUGGAUUAUGUAAUUACUGCUGUGCAGUGUUAUUUGUGUUUUAAAAAAAUGAAAUAAAUAAAACAAUCAAAGAAACAA
Molecule: messenger RNA, 3217 nt
Organism: Etheostoma cragini (Arkansas darter)
Lineage: Eukaryota; Metazoa; Chordata; Actinopteri; Perciformes; Percidae
Gene: simc1
Product: SUMO interacting motifs containing 1
Exons: 10
Coding region: 250-2871 (873 amino acids)
Source: RefSeq, a predicted model, not a curated record